AUGCCACCACAAACACAUCACACCCCGUCUCCAGGGACACCCCCAAACGCCUCAUUCACAAUCGGCUGGAUCUGCCUCCAAUCGCUCGACACCCUCCCCUCCCGCGAAAUGCUCGACCAGACAUACGGCCGAAACCCAACAACGCCACGGCCCGCCGACAAAAACGCCUACAACCUCGGCCGGAUAGGGCGCAAUAACAUUGUGAUGGCUGUGCUCCCCGCCGACAAGCCCGGCCGCAAACCCAGCAUGGCCAUGGCGUCACAGAUCGCCGCAGACAUGAAAGCCACAUUCCCGAACCUGAAACACGGGGUGCUGAUUACGACGGGGAGCGGGAUUCCGUCGGAACAUCAGGAUAUCAGGCUCGGUGAUGUUGUUGUUGGGACGCCGGAUCGCAAUUUCAAGGGCGUGGUGCGGUUUCAGAAGGAUGUCGGGUUUGAGGGUGUCAAGCAGGUUAAGAUGGGAAACACGCCAUAUUCAGGGCUUCUUGUGAACAUAUCAAAUCUGCUUGCCGCGGACCGGAAGCUGGGCAAGGCGAGUAAGUUCCAUGAGUUUCUUCUGACACUGUUUCAGCAUUGGUAUCCGGAGAGAAAGGAGGGGCAUUCGUAUCAAGGAAACUCCUACGAUAAGCUCUUUGAUGCCGGCCACGGACAUGUCAACUCGAACGACCAGCAUUGCGUGUCCUGUGACCCGAACAAGAUCAUCGGCAGGGAAGAGAGGAAGGACUCUCAUCCGGCUGUUCACCUUGGGACGAUAGCUUCGUCGGACGACCCGGUUGCAGACCCUGGCGUGCGCCGGCUUUUGGAGAUGAAGUUCGGUGCGAAGGCAAUACAGGUCGGGGCUGCAGGGCUGGGGGAUGAGUUUCCUACACUUAUUAUAUGUGGUAUCAAGGACUAUGCGGACUCGCAUAGGAACGAGCACUGGGAUAGAUAUGCGUCGGCUGCUGCGGCGGCGUAUGCACGGGAGCUGUUGCUUCCUCUUGGGCCACUCCAUCAGGAAUAA
Messenger RNA from Aspergillus puulaauensis, 999 nucleotides. RefSeq lists its product as uncharacterized. The coding region runs from base 1 to 999 and encodes 332 amino acids. Gene Ontology annotation, biological process: nucleoside metabolic process. Lineage: Eukaryota; Fungi; Ascomycota; Eurotiomycetes; Eurotiales; Aspergillaceae. The record is from RefSeq and is a predicted model, not a curated record. The transcript has a single exon. Gene Ontology annotation, molecular function: catalytic activity.